Messenger RNA from Diutina rugosa, 414 nucleotides. RefSeq lists its product as uncharacterized. Lineage: Eukaryota; Fungi; Ascomycota; Pichiomycetes; Serinales; Debaryomycetaceae. The transcript has a single exon. The coding region runs from base 1 to 414 and encodes 137 amino acids. The record is from RefSeq and is a predicted model, not a curated record.
AUGACUGAAGUGGAGGAUUCACUUUGUAUUGACGUCGAGUUUAUUGAAAAGUUGAAUGCCAGAGUUAUUGAAUUGGAUGACAGUUACCACCGGUUUAAACGAAAGAUCCUGGAAGGUCAUAACGAAAUGAUCGAGUGUGUUUCCUAUCUCCAACAGAAAUUUGAAGACCAACAAGGAAUCUUAGUUUCCCAACAGGAUAUGUUGGCAUCACAACAGGAGAUGUUGGAAUCAUUACAAAUGACGUUGAAUACCGUUGCCCAGGAAUUACUGGCUCGCGACAAGGAACAGACUAGGGUCCAAUACCAAAGGAUUCGAACCCUGAUACCUUGUCGGCGACGGCGUUCAAUGGAUGGGCCUGUCGACCUUACUCCAUAUUUACCAUCAAAAAUACCUCGUCCCUCACGAUGCAGAUAA